Dama dama (fallow deer) is the source of this 1067-nucleotide messenger RNA. RefSeq names its product myeloid derived growth factor (gene MYDGF). The transcript is spliced from 6 exons. The record is from RefSeq and is a predicted model, not a curated record. Gene Ontology annotation, biological process: positive regulation of endothelial cell proliferation; positive regulation of angiogenesis. NCBI's taxonomy places the organism in Eukaryota, Metazoa, Chordata, Mammalia, Artiodactyla, Cervidae. The coding region runs from base 58 to 582 and encodes 174 amino acids.
ACGUGUCCCUCACCGCGCUCCGUCCGCCGUCCCUGCCCCCGUGAACCUGAUCCCAAGAUGGCAGCGCCCAGCGGAAGAAGGAAUGGCAGCGGCGGCGCGAACUUGUGGGUCUCGUUGCUCCUGGCGGCCGUGGCGCUGAGGCCGGUGGAGGCGGUAUCCGAGCCCACGACGGUGGCGUUUGACGUGCGGCCUGGCGGCGUGGUGCAUUCUUUCUCCCAGAACGUGGGCCCUGGGGACAAAUAUACCUGUGUGUUCACCUAUGCAUCUCAAGGAGGGACCAAUGAGAAGUGGCAGAUGAGUCUGGGGACCAGCGAAGACCACCAGCACUUUACCUGCACCAUCUGGAGGCCCCAGGGCAAGUCCUACCUGUACUUCACACAGUUCAAGGCAGAGGUGCGGGGCGCCGAGAUCGAGUACGGCAUGGCCUACUCGAAAGCUGCUUUUGAGAAAGAGAGCGACGUUCCCCUGAAAAAUGAGGAGUUUGAGGUGACCAAAACAGCAGUGUCCCACAGGCCUGGGGCCUUCAAGGCUGAGCUGUCCAAGCUGGUGAUCGUGGCCAAGGCAACACGCAGCGAACUGUGACCUGAAGCCCCUCUGAGGGCGGCUCCUCUCCACGCAAGGUGCUGGACCCCAAGAGGGCCCAGUGCUUGUUUUCUAGGUGGGAUUGGGGGGCUCUUGGUUUUCUGUCCCAGCUGACAUUGCCCCAUUUGGAGGACAGCUAAGGCCCCAGAGUGGAGUCUGGAGGGCUAGGACUCACCUGGCUCCCACCUUCCCUCACCCCGAAGAUUGUGGGUCUGAGACCCACAGCUCUUCUCAUCAGAAGAGGCAUCAGGACACAUGGUGGGGGGCCAGGGGGGGCGUCUCCCGGGAUCAUGGCUUUUCUGAAGCCAGAGCAUCCCCUCCUACCCACUGGGAUCAGGCCAGGCUCCAGGAUGUUCUGCGGGGGAGCCCCCCGCCGCCUGUGAUCCCACACCAGCCGCCUUCUCACUCCCCAGGGGACCAACUUUCAGACUGGGCAGAAAUGAAAUGUUCUUUCAUAUUUAAAUAAAUAAGACAACUAAAAAGCA